UCUAACCCAAAACAAUGAAUCAUCAAAUCUCAUCUCAUGCAAUUCCACCAUUUAAUUAUCCUUGAUUACAGGCAAUAACACAUGGUUUCCUGCUUAAUUUAUCACCACCCACUUUCUAAUCUACAAUAUUUAACUGAGUUUUCAAUGUGUUCAUCAUUGCAGUCACAUCUUCCUUCUUGUAUAUAAUUUAUAUAUAUAUAUAGACAGUUAGACAUACAAAUUCUACUUCAAAAGUGAAUUGAUCAGAGAGAGGUAGGGAAAUGGCUAACCAAGAGAAGCUAAAGAAAGGAUUCAUGUCUUUCUAUAAGUCCGCCGCCGCUAAAAUUAAUCACAAGCCAAAGUCUCAGCCAGUAGUUAAACACGUGACAGAAAUUCCACCAAAUAAACCACUUCCAGUACUGUCGCUGCCGUCACAUAAGUUGUUAUUAAAGAAGCAACUGGAAAUCUGUGAGGAAAGUGAGGAUGGUGAUCAGCGCAGAGGAGGAGGAGGAAAUUUGGUUGAGGCGAGAAAGUCAGUGUCUCACGUAGAAACAAAUGUGGCAUCAGUGAUUGCAUUUCUUCAAGUGAAGGUGUUGGUGUCUGAUAUGCCUGGAUUCAUGCAGGCCCAUGCCUUCAGAAUUGCCCGGCGAACCUAUGAUACCUUGGAGAAGUUCAGCUCCAAGCACAUUGCUUUUAACAUUAAAAAGGAGUUUGAUAAAAUGUAUGGUCCGGCUUGGCAUUGCAUUGUUGGUGCAAGUUUUGGCUCCUUUGUCACCCAUUCAACAGGUUGUUUUCUAUACUUUUCAAUGGAGAAACUGUAUAUUCUAGUGUUUAAAACAAAAGUUCAGAAAGCUUUAGAUUGAUGAGAUCAUAGAUUCAUUGGAGAAACUAAUGAUUAUUCAUAUCAUUUGAAUUUUUUCUUCUGUUUCUAUGAUCAGUUGAUUAAUUACAUGAUUUCUCUAAGUUUGU
Pistacia vera is the source of this 948-nucleotide messenger RNA. RefSeq lists its product as uncharacterized. The record is from RefSeq and is a predicted model, not a curated record. Gene Ontology annotation, molecular function: dynein intermediate chain binding; dynein light intermediate chain binding. Gene Ontology annotation, biological process: microtubule-based process. Lineage: Eukaryota; Viridiplantae; Streptophyta; Magnoliopsida; Sapindales; Anacardiaceae. Gene Ontology annotation, cellular component: dynein complex. The transcript is spliced from 2 exons. Bases 261 to 842 code for a protein of 193 amino acids.